Rotaria sp. Silwood2 is the source of this 1468-nucleotide messenger RNA. The record is from the annotation of a GenBank genome assembly. NCBI's taxonomy places the organism in Eukaryota, Metazoa, Rotifera, Eurotatoria, Philodinida, Philodinidae.
AUGGAUGUUCUCUAUUCAUUAAUAGGAGUUGAAGGACUUGACCUUCUAGCACAAGAUGAAAUUUUUACAAACACUCUCAAUUUUGCUUUGACCAAUAAUGAUGAUAAUUAUUCAAUUGAUGAAUCAAUGCUAAACCGAUUUUGUAACGAUAUAUUACCUCGAAUUCAAUACACUGUUAAAUGUCUUGUUUUGGAAACAACAACAAAUAUGGAUCGUAUUUUACGUGCUGGUGUUUAUCCAAAUCUUACUCAACUCAAAAUAUUCAAAUUUCAUGCAAAUGUUUUUUCACAUUUUUGUACAGAUGAAUUACUUUUCCGACACAACUUCAAAAAACAAAUUACAGAUCUUACAGUAGUCAAUGAUUCCCGUCGUGAAGUAGGAACUAUAGAUCAGACGACAAAUGUAUAUAUAAAAUUGCUUGAUUUCUUUGAAAAUCUUAACUAUUUCAGUUGUAUUGGAACAUUUAUUAAUGGAAAUCCAGUUUUAUCAUUUAUUGAUUUACCAUCAACUACUUUUGUUUCUUUAAAUCUAACUAAAUUAUGUAUUACAGUGGAUAAUUUUGGAGAUUGUCUUUGUUUACUUGAUGGUCGUCUCAAUCAAUUAUCUACAUUUAUUAUUAUUAUCGUUAAUGUCAAAGAUAAUUCAUCGAUGGAAUUCAACUCAGUAAGUUAGAAGAUUCAAUAUUGUUUGUUUUGUGAGUGAUUGACUUUUAUAAUCUAAACAUCCAUGUUUUGUCAAUAGAAUAAAGUUGACAAGCGUGACCUAAUAUUCAUCACAACUAUAUUAAUAGCAAACUGUGAAACGCUUUGCACUAAUAAUGCUGCUUUUAGCUUAAGGUUCUCAAUUUUCUUCUUUCAUUAUCAUGUAAGAACUUCCGAGUGUUAUAUUCUCUAGCAUAAUAAAAAAAAGCUUGUUAGCGCAGCCCCUUUGGGGCUGAAAUGUGGAACUUACGUAUGCUCUUCAGCUUCAUUAUACUAAUAUCAAAUAUACAAACUAUAAAAUCAAAAAUUUCUAAGUUUUUUAAUUUUGUGACAGGCGCCCUUAUUUUUCGUUUUCAUUGUUGCUAUUCGUUCAAUAUUAUUCAUUCUUCGCAAUUUUUUUGUCUUAAUUUUUAUAUUUUUUUUUUCAUUAUAAUGAUUGAAUUAAUUGGCAAACACGUCUGUUGUACAUAUCGACUAUAUCUACAGCAGAUCUAAUGCACUAUUAUAUAUAUGAAUCAACUCACAAAUAAUGAUGUUGAUUAUCUUUCAAAACUAUAACUUGAUAGAUUUGGCAAAAAACUAUAGAAAGUCUGACGCCUGUUAUUCUUGAUUGGUAAGGUCUGUAAUGGGGAUGUCUGUAAUGGAGGUGUCUGUAAUGGGGGCCUGUCUGUAAUGUUCUCUUCUCCGUUGCGAAGUGUCUGUAAUGGGGAGGGGGGGGGGGGGGGGGGGACGCCCUAACUUAGACUUAAAAUCAACACCCACCUUGU